Messenger RNA from Brachypodium distachyon (stiff brome), 716 nucleotides. RefSeq names its product B3 domain-containing protein Os06g0107800. Lineage: Eukaryota; Viridiplantae; Streptophyta; Magnoliopsida; Poales; Poaceae. Gene Ontology annotation, molecular function: DNA binding; DNA-binding transcription factor activity. Bases 12 to 593 code for a protein of 193 amino acids. The record is from RefSeq and is a predicted model, not a curated record. The transcript has a single exon.
UUGAUCCAUCAAUGGCGUUGACGGCGGCGGCGCGUGUGAGCAACAGCACCGGCGGCGAAGGAGGGGUAAGCGGCAGCGGCAAUGGCGUCUGCGGCGGCGUGCGGGAGCACAUGUUCGACAAGGUGGUGACGCCGAGCGACGUGGGCAAGCUGAACCGGCUGGUGGUGCCGAAGCACUUCGCCGAGGCCCACUUCGUCGUCCCCGGCUCCGGCGGCGGCGCUGCCCUGCUGCGGUUCGAGGACGGCCGCGGCAAGGGAAAGGCGUGGUGCUUCAGGUUCUCGUACUGGGGCAGCAGCCAGAGCUACGUGAUGACGAAAGGAUGGAGCGGCUUCGUCCGCGACCGCCGCCUCGCCGCCGGCGACACCGUCUCCUUCUCCCGCGCCGGCCACCGCCUCUUCAUCGACUGCCGCCGCCGCGGCUCAGCUUCUGGUGGUUCGAUGGCUGCCGCGGCGGCGGAGGCUUCGCGUGCGCUCGACGACGUCGAGACCACGACCACGCGGCGGUUAAUGGCCGGGCGGCGGCGGGUCCGGCUGUUCGGCGUUGAUGUCGAGGUCACAGACGAGCCGCUCGAUCUGCAGCUCGGUUUGAACUAACCUGAGCCGAUGAUGAUGAGAAGGAUUGCUUCCUUCCAAUUGAAAAACAAAAGCCAAAAUGAUCAGAGGCGGAAAUUCAUACAUAUAUAGCAGAUUAAUUGUAAGAUUUGUAGCACAGUAUUC